Gadus morhua (Atlantic cod) is the source of this 2200-nucleotide messenger RNA. It is a transcript of the gene snx6, whose product is annotated as sorting nexin 6. NCBI's taxonomy places the organism in Eukaryota, Metazoa, Chordata, Actinopteri, Gadiformes, Gadidae. The coding region runs from base 64 to 1287 and encodes 407 amino acids. Gene Ontology annotation, biological process: retrograde transport, endosome to Golgi. The record is from RefSeq and is a predicted model, not a curated record. The transcript is spliced from 14 exons. Gene Ontology annotation, cellular component: endosome. Gene Ontology annotation, molecular function: phosphatidylinositol binding.
CACCCCGCGACGUCACGUCACAUGACUUCCCGGGCUCAGUCCGUACUCCACCCGUAAGCAGCCAUGAUGCAGGAAGGGCUGGACGACGGCCCAGACUUCCUCUCCGAAGAAGACCGAGGACCCAGGGCUGUGAAUGUGGACCUGCAGACGGACGCCACUCUGCAGGUGGACAUCUCUGAUGCCCUGAGUGAGCGAGAUAAGGUCAAGUUCACAGUUCACACCAAGAGCACGCUCCCUAACUUCAAGCAGAACGAGUUCUCUGUGGUCCGACAACACGAGGAGUUCAUCUGGCUCCAUGACUCCUUUGUGGAGAACGAGGACUACGCCGGCUACAUCAUCCCCCCUGCGCCCCCAAGGCCAGACUUCGACGCGUCCCGGGAGAAGCUCCAGAAGCUGGGGGAGGGGGAGGGCUCCAUGACCAAGGAGGAGUUCACCAAGAUGAAGCAGGAGCUGGAGGCGGAGUACCUGGCCAUCUUCAAGAAGACGGUAGCGAUGCACGAGGUGUUCCUGUGUCGCGUGGCAGCCCACCCCGUCCUGAAGAAAGACCUCAACUUCCACGUCUUCCUGGAGUACAACCAAGACCUGAGCGUGCGAGGAAAGAACAAGAAGGAGAAGCUGGAGGACUUCUUCAAGAACGUGGUCAAGUCCGCGGACGGAGUGCUGGUGGCCGGCGUCAAGGACGUGGACGACUUCUUCGAGCACGAGAAGACGUUCCUGCUGGAGUACCACAACCGCGUGAAGGACGCCUCGCUCAAGUCCGACAAGAUGAUCCGCUCACACAAAAAUGCAGCUGAUGACAUCAACAGAAUCUCCUCCUCACUCUACACGUUAGGAACGCAGGACUCCACAGACGUCUGCAAGUUCUUCCUAAAAGUGUCAGAGUUGCUGGAAAAGACACGGAAGAUCGAGGCCCGCGUUGCAGCAGACGAAGACCUGAAGCUAGCAGAUUUACUGAAGUACUACCUGAGAGAGUCCCAGGCUGCUAAGGACCUGCUGUACAGGCGGGGUCGGGCGCUGGUGGACUACGAGAACGCCAACAAGGCGCUGGACAAAGCCCGGUCCAAGAACAAAGACGUGCUGCAGGCGGAGACCGGCCAGCAACUCUGCUGCCACAAGUUUGAGAAGAUCUCAGAGUCCGCCAAACAAGAGCUUGUUGACUUCAAGACGAGACGAGUGGCCGCAUUCAGGAAGAACCUGGUGGAGCUGGCGGAGCUGGAGCUCAAACAUGCAAAGGGUCACCUCCAGUUGUUGCAGAGCUGUCUGGGCAUCCUGAAGGGCGACACCUAACUCCACCCUCCUCCAUCACCACCACCGUCCCAACGCAAAACCCCUGCAGUUGUUCUGUGUGAGACAGUUUGUCUGGGAUUGUAUUUUAAUUUGUACAUCUUCUGGAGCCAUCACUAUAAGAGCGCCACCAUACUGUACAGGGUACCUUACCCUCUACCCUACCCUGUACAGUACAAGUACCACCCAGUUGAGUACAGAUACUGGGUACAAUACCUGUACUCUACUGGGUACUUUGCCAGUAUACAGCCACUACACCUGUACUCUCCUGGGUACUGUGCCAGUAUACAUUUACUACACCCGUAUUCUUGCACAGAACAGGAUCCUCCCAGCAGCCUUUUAGUUCCUGGUCUGGCCUGCUACGCCUACAGCUCCUAUCACUAGCGCCAGGCUAGCCGCACCAAUACAAAUCGAUUUAACAGUAUUGGUUAUACCGCUGAGCUAGCCACAAGCUUAGCACUACCACCAGCGCAGGGCGACUUACCCGCCGCCCCGUUGCUAGUCGUCGUGCUAAGCUAGCCGCUAGCUAGCGCUCCGCCCAGCUGAGCGUGCUCAGCGUGUCCCGGGGGGGGGGGGGGAGUGGUGCUGUGAGUCCAGCUGAUUGUUACUGUUAUUAUUAUACUGUUAUUAUUAAUGUUUCACUAAAACUUGUACAUUUUUGUAUUGGUUAUUAAUGAUCUGCAUCGUAAUCCUUCCAUUAUUAAUUUUGUGUCUUGAUUUUGGCUGAAGCGACCCCAUCUCAUCGUGCUUCAGUGUGUUUGCCUUAAUGUAGAUUCAUGUCCCUUAUUGUAAAGAAAACAUGGAUGUGUCCCCCCUCCCCCCCCCCCAUAUUUUUUUAGUGCACUGUAAAUGAAUGUUUUCCACUCCUAUGUGACCAAAGCUCCCAUUCACACACAAAUAAACCAAGUUGUCACCA